UAUGCGCAACUCCUUCAUCGCUGCCUGAAAGAAGCUCCUGACCACACUUUGUCACUCAAAGAAGUGUAUGAGUGGGUGUUGCAACACAGUCAAAAGGCGAGGAACAAGGACCGUGGAUGGCAGAACAGCGUUCGACACAAUCUCUCCAUGAACGCCGCCUUCCAAAAAGUCCCCGGCGUCAAGAAAGGUAGCCUCUGGCGUCUC
Zymoseptoria tritici IPO323 is the source of this 204-nucleotide messenger RNA. RefSeq lists its product as uncharacterized. The record is from RefSeq and is a predicted model, not a curated record. The annotation marks the transcript as partial. Gene Ontology annotation, biological process: regulation of transcription by RNA polymerase II. Gene Ontology annotation, molecular function: RNA polymerase II cis-regulatory region sequence-specific DNA binding; DNA-binding transcription factor activity, RNA polymerase II-specific. The transcript is spliced from 2 exons. Lineage: Eukaryota; Fungi; Ascomycota; Dothideomycetes; Mycosphaerellales; Mycosphaerellaceae.